Messenger RNA from Ricinus communis (castor bean), 5152 nucleotides. RefSeq lists its product as uncharacterized. The coding region runs from base 1465 to 4782 and encodes 1105 amino acids. NCBI's taxonomy places the organism in Eukaryota, Viridiplantae, Streptophyta, Magnoliopsida, Malpighiales, Euphorbiaceae. The record is from RefSeq and is a predicted model, not a curated record. Gene Ontology annotation, molecular function: protein binding. The transcript is spliced from 16 exons.
AACCCAGUACUCUCCUUGCAGCCAGCUUUAUCAUUAGAUUCAGUAGUAUGAGCUAGAGUAUUUUGUAGCAUUCUUGAGUAGGGUGCUUUAGAAGUGGGGCAAAACAGCUGAUAAGUAAGUAAUGCUCCGCAUUAGGCUGUAUGCUUUCUUGGAGGCUAAGUGUUUGAGUUGGAACUUGGAAUUUCAGGAUAGAAUUAAAAAUAGUUUAUGCCUCGGUAAUGCCUUUAUAGCAUGUUUUCCUUUAUGAUCAUUAUCUUAUAUUUAUCAAGGACCAUUCAAGAUUGCGAUUUACAAGAAACAUUUGUUCUAUAAAUAAAGACAUAUGAAUAAUGGCCAUUUCAGUAGUAAAAUACUGAAAAAGGAUUUCUAAGGACUUGUGCAUGUUUUGGUUACUGCAGGGGUAUAGUUUUAUUAAUCACUAUAAUGAUACAGCGUUAGAGGGACAUUGAGCAAGGGGGUUUUGUAUGAAGACAAGGGUGUUCUAUGUUUGAACAGGUCGUUCAGUUUCUGUACCUGUAGCUAUUCAAGCUAUAUGACAUGGAGUCAGAACUCUGCAUUUCUGUUGAUUGGUGCUAUAUUAUAGGCAUGGGGGUGAGUCCAUUGGAUGUAGCAAGUGAAACUCAGACAAAAAAGGAAGUUUGGUUGCUCUUGAUAUACAAAGUCUAUUUGAGUGUUUGUGCGCAUGAGAGAGAGAGAAAAGCUAAGACAUAAGUCUAAGAGAAAGAAAACAAGGCAUAUUCUUUUCGUGACAAUACAAGGAAUUUAAGUUUUGAAGAAAUUUAGAUAGAAGAUAUAUGUAUUGUGGCACAACAAAAUUCUGCCUACCAAGUUGCUAAUGGUUUAGGACUUUCCGAGUUUGGUAAUUAUGUUGAAACCACUACAGCAUCCCUUCAAAAUCUUUCAGUUCAAAAAAAAAAGAGCACAGGCCUUAACUUUUUCUCAGAGUAAAUUUUGUUUAUAAACUGAGCAGGAAUUCUAUAAUUUUUAUCCACCUUCUGAAUCAAGUGCAAGUUUCCUUAUAUUUGAAUUUCAGAUGGUUGGACCUUUGAAAUGAUUAAUUCUAUGGAUAUUGGAAAUUGAACAUUUCUAACACAGAUAUUGAGAAUGUCUAUGAGCUUAUUUGAAGAAAUUACUUCGAUAUGUAGGGUCUCAUUUGGAUAAAAAUAGGGCUGCUCAUAUAAAUGUCAUUGCACAAAGGUGGUAGAAAUAAAAAAAUUGUGCAAAGUGAGAGAGAGAGAGGGAGAGAGAGAGUAAGAAAUCUUUCAUAUUCACAUUGGGAUUGACAUAUACCUAGAAUUGGAGUAGUUUUUCUAACGUUUUUGCAGCAAUAGUUGAAAGCAAACCACACUGUUUAUGGAGUUCAUCAAACUAAAUGCGAGAAAUAAAUAUGGAAUCGGAGAAGAGAGACCAAUUCAAGGGAAUACAAAAAGAAAGCCUUGAGUAUCAGAUAUCACCAGGAGUUUCAUGGGACUCCUUAUCUCAGGUGGUAGCGACGGUUUACUUGUACUUUGGAGUGCAGACCAUGGUCAAGAUUCUCGAGAACUUGUACCCAAACUAAGCUUAAAGGCACAUGAUGGUGGGGUCGUGGCUAUUGAGUUAUCCAGAGUGAUAGGAGGUGCUCCACAACUUAUUACCAUUGGUGCAGAUAAGACAUUAGCUAUAUGGGAUACAAUCUCUUUUAAGGAGUUGCGGCGAAUUAAACCUGUUCCAAAAUUGACUUGUCACAGUGUGGCGUCUUGGUGCCAUCCUCGAGCUCCAAACCUUGAUAUAUUAACUUGUGUCAAAGAUUCACAUAUAUGGGCUAUUGAACACCCCACCUAUUCGGCUCUCACAAGGCCAUUAUGUGAGCUUUCUUCACUUGUCCCUCCUCAAGUUCUUGCACCGAAUAAGAAACUUAGGGUUUAUUGUAUGGUGGCACAUUCUUUACAGCCACACCUUGUUGUUACUGGAACCAAUAUUGGUGUUAUCGUUAGCGAAUUUGAUCCCAGAUCUCUUCCAGCUGUAGCUGCUUUACCCACACCAUCAGGAAAUAGAGAGCAUUCUGCUGUCUAUGUCGUUGAAAGGGAAUUGAAGCUACUAAAUUUUCAAUUGUCCAACACUGCAAAUCUCUCUCUUGGAAGCAAUGGCUCCUUAUCUGAAACAGGGAAGUACAAGGGAGACUCAUCUGAACCAUUGCUUGUCAAGCAGAUUAAGAAGCAUAUUAGUACACCUGUUCCGCAUGAUUCAUAUUCAGUUCUUUCUGUAAGCAGUUCAGGGAAAUAUCUUGCAAUUGUGUGGCCUGAUAUUCCCUAUUUCUCUAUAUACAAGGUUAGUGAUUGGUCUAUUGUAGAUUCAGGCAGUGCAAGGCUUCUGGCCUGGGAUACAUGUCGUGAUAGAUUUGCUAUAUUAGAAUCUGCAUUAGCUCCUAGAAUUCCUGUAAUUCCCAAGGGAGUGUCAUCGAGGAAAGCAAAAGAAGCAGCAGCAGCUGCAGCACAAGCGGCUGCAGCAGCUGCUAGUGCUGCUUCUGCAGCUAGUGUGCAAGUUCGUAUCUUGCUUGAAGAUGGUACAUCAAAUAUCCUCAUGAGGUCCAUAGGAAGCCGUUCUGAGCCGGUCAUUGGCUUGCAUGGAGGCGCACUGCUAGGUGUGGCCUAUAGAACAUCCCGGAGGGUUAGCCCUAUUGCAGCAACAGCUAUAUCUACUAUUCAAUCUAUGCCUCUGUCAGGAUUCGGAGGUAGUGGUGUUUCUUCCUUUAGUACUUUUGAAGAUGGAUUUUCUUCUCAGAGAUCUGCUACUGAAGCUGCACCACAAAACUUUCAGUUAUAUAGUUGGGAAACUUUUGAACCUGUGGGUGGUCUACUGCCUCAACCAGAAUGGACUGCAUGGGAUCAAACAGUUGAGUAUUGUGCUUUUGCCUAUCAGCAGUAUAUAGUCAUAUCUUCUUUGCGUCCUCAAUACCGAUAUCUGGGAGAUGUUGCAAUUCCUUAUGCUACUGGUGCUGUUUGGCAUCGAAGACAGCUUUUUGUGGCUACCCCAACUACCAUUGAGUGUGUUUUUGUAGAUGCUGGAAUUGCAGCAAUUGAUAUAGAAACGAGAAAAAUGAAGGAGGAGAUGAAAAUGAAAGAGGCACAGGCAAGAGCAAUAGCUGAGCAUGGAGAUUUAGCCCUAAUCACAGUAGAAGGUCCCCAAAGUGCUUCACAAGAACGAAUAAAAUUAAGGCCACCUAUGCUACAGGUGGUUCGUUUAGCUUCAUUUCAGCAUGUUCCUUCUGUACCACCUUUCUUGACACUGCCAAAGCAGACAAAAGUUGAUGAUGGUGACUCAGCAUUACCAAAGGAGAUAGAACGGGUUAAUGAAAUAGCAGUUGGUGGUGGAGGAGUGUCUGUGGCAGUCACUCGUUUUCCAGCAGAGCAGAAACGACCUGUUGGACCUCUAGUAAUGGUGGGUGUAAGAGAUGGAGUUCUUUGGCUUAUAGAUAGGUAUAUGAGUGCGCAUGCCUUAUCCCUAAAUCAUCCCGGUAUUCGUUGCCGGUGUCUUGCCGCCUAUGGAGAUGCUGUUAGUGCAGUGAAAUGGGCAAGUAGGCUUGGUAGAGAACAUCAUGAUGAUUUGGCGCAAUUUAUGCUAGGGAUGGGCUAUGCUACUGAAGCCCUUCAUUUACCUGGAAUAUCUAAGAGGUUGGAGUUUGAUCUAGCCAUGCAGAGCAAUGAUUUAAAAAGAGCACUUCAGUGCCUUCUUACGAUGAGCAACAGCAGGGACAUAGGGCAAGAUGGCACUGGGCUUGGUUUGACUGACAUUCUGAACUUAACGGCAAAGAAGGAAAAUAUAGUUGAAGCUGUUCAAGGAGUGGUGAAGUUUGCAAAGGAGUUUUUGGAGCUCAUUGAUGCUGCAGAUGCCACUGCACAGGCUGACAUUGCUCGUGAAGCUCUUAAGAGGUUAGCUGCUGCAGGUUCUGUAAAGGGAGCUUUACAGGGUCAUGAGUUAAGAGGACUUGCUUUACGCCUGGCCAAUCAUGGGGAGUUGACAAGGCUAAGUAGUUUGGUGAACAAUUUGAUUUCUAUUGGCUUGGGACGUGAAGCAGCAUUUUCAGCUGCUGUUUUGGGAGAUAAUGCUCUCAUGGAAAAAGCCUGGCAGGACACUGGGAUGCUUGCUGAGUCUGUACUUCAUGCUCAAGCUCAUGGGCGACCAACACUUAAGAACUUGGUUCAGGCAUGGAACAAAAUGCUACAGAAAGAGGUUGAACACAGUCCAUCAACCAAGGCAGAUGCUGCAACUGCAUUUCUUGCUUCCCUUGAGGAGCCAAAGCUUACAAGUUUAGCAGAAGCAGGGAAAAAGCCACCAAUUGAAAUUCUUCCUCCAGGAAUGCCAUCGCUUUCUGCCUUUAUUACUAGCCAGAAAAAACCCACUCCUGCCACACAAAGUUCACAGCAGCAACCUGGCCAGCCAUUGCAAAUAGAAGGACCUCCCCCUGCUAAUUCUGAAACAAUAACUGAAUCUACUCCCAUCACAGCUACUGAAACGGCACCAGAAAAUACACCUCAGAGCUCUGCACCAGAAAAUGCACCUCAGAGCUCUGCACCAGAAUUAGAAACUGCUUCACCCCCAUUGGAAGCAAGUGAACCCAAUGGUUCCGAUGAUAAAACUCCUAUCUCAACCUCAGGGAGUAAUCCAGAUCUAGCCACUUCAGGAGAUAAUAUCCCACCAACAUCAACGGAUAGUAUAACAUCAACAGAGAUACAACCUCAAAUACCAAAUAACCAGGGAACAAAAAUUUCAACUAUGAUGCCCUUGGGUGAUGAUUUCAUCUGAAUUUCAUUAACAAAGGAUCAAGCAUUUCAAGUACAAUCCCUAUGAGUGAUGCUCUUAUUUGAAUUUCAAGUUUGGGACCUGUUUGAGAGCAGAAUGCCAUGGAAAUUCCUUAAUGAUUCUUUCACUUCCAAGGAAUUUUGUAUGUAGACAUUAGUCUGUACAUGAAGAGAGCGUGGUGUAUCAUAUUAGUUUUGCAGCGAGUCAUACACGAUUACAUAUUUGGGUGUUGAUUAGGUCUUGUAUCCUUGUAUGAUUUACCGGAGUUGUUCCAAAGCAUCAAUUAUUCCAUUUUCGAAUUUUACCAUGAUGGUAGAAGGCGGAAAAUAGCUUUUGAUUUAAUGGUAUUCAGGUUUACAUGUUUGUACUACAA